This is a messenger RNA of Populus trichocarpa (black cottonwood), 1885 nucleotides long. Its product is annotated as serine/threonine-protein kinase STY13. NCBI's taxonomy places the organism in Eukaryota, Viridiplantae, Streptophyta, Magnoliopsida, Malpighiales, Salicaceae. Gene Ontology annotation, molecular function: protein kinase activity; ATP binding. The transcript has 6 exons. Gene Ontology annotation, cellular component: plasma membrane. Gene Ontology annotation, biological process: protein phosphorylation. The record is from RefSeq and is a predicted model, not a curated record. Bases 365 to 1510 code for a protein of 381 amino acids.
AAAGCAGUAAUUAAUGGGGGAGGAAAAGAGGAGAGCAGACAACAGAGAGAGGGAGGGGUGGGGGAGACCAGUACUAAUGCUAAUAAAUAAAUAAAAUGAGUGGAGAAGCGAAGAGAAAGAAGGCAAGGCAAUAAUACUGGGUCAGAUUGAGAAUUCGAAGAAACAACAACAGCACCACGUUAUGUAGAGUAGAGGAGGCAAUGGCAUGUGCCCACAUGGCUUAUUGUAGCUGGACACAAGAACAAUAAAUACUCCCUACGUUCUUACCUGUUUUUAACCUAAAGUACAAGACUGCCACUCGGUUUUUCUUAGAGAGAGAAAGCGAAAGGAAAGAAAGCAGAAGUCUUUCUUUUUUUGGCAAAAAAUGAAGGAAAACAGUGAUGGGUUUGUGAGAGCAGAUCAGAUUGAUCUCAAAAGUCUAGAUGAACAAUUGGAGAGGCAUCUCAAUAGAGUAUUGACUCUUGAAAACAAGAACAAGAGAGAUGAUGAUGAUGGUGAUGUUGUUGUUACUGCUAAUCCCACACCUACGCCUUCCACCACUAGAACCGCCCCUUUCAAGAAGCAGAGGCAGGAAUGGGAGAUCGACCCUUCUAAGCUCUCCAUCAAGACUGUAAUCGCUCGUGGUACUUUUGGCACUGUCCACCGUGGCGUCUACGAUGGCCAGGAUGUCGCCGUUAAACUGCUUGACUGGGGUGAAGAGGGUCAAAGGACAGAAGCUGAGAUUGCAGCACUAAGGGCAGCUUUUACUCAAGAAGUUGCUGUUUGGCAUAAGCUUGAUCAUCCAAAUGUUACUAAGUUUAUAGGGGCAACAAUGGGCUCAGCAGACCUACAAAUACAAACUGCGAAUGGUCAAAUUGGGAUGCCAAAUAAUAUAUGUUGUGUUGUUGUGGAGUAUCUUCCUGGGGGUGCCUUGAAAUCAUACCUUAUAAAAAACAGGAGAAGAAAGCUAGCUUUUAAAGUUGUCGUUGAGCUGGCACUUGAUCUUGCAAGAGGGUUAAAUUACCUUCAUUCUCAGAAAAUCGUUCACAGAGAUGUAAAGACUGAAAACAUGCUAUUGGAUAAGACACGGACUGUAAAAAUUGCUGACUUUGGUGUUGCUCGUAUUGAGGCGUCAAAUCCUAAUGAUAUGACUGGGGAGACAGGAACACUCGGAUACAUGGCUCCUGAGGUUCUCAAUGGCAAUCCAUAUAACAGGAAAUGUGAUGUGUACAGUUUCGGCAUCUGUUUAUGGGAGAUAUAUUGCUGUGACAUGCCUUAUCCUGAUCUUAGUUUCGCAGAAGUAACUUCAGCUGUGGUCCGCCAGAAUCUAAGACCAGAGAUUCCAAGGUGUUGCCCAAACUCUCUAGCAAAUGUAAUGAAGCGUUGCUGGGAUGCUAACCCUGACAAGCGCCCUGAGAUGGAUGAGGUUGUCUCCAUGUUGGAGGCCAUUGACGUAACAAAAGGUGGAGGCAUGAUCCCUCCUGAUCAACAAGGGGGUUGUUUUUGCUUCCGCAGGAAUCGAGGUCCUUGAAGGAUAUGAACAAUUGUGAUAGUUUGUUUCAAGGUUUUUGAUGGUCCAACAUAAACCUUGAAGACAAAGGAGAUAUAUGAUACCAAAAGGGGAAGAAAGAUGAUGUUGGAUAUAGGGUGAGGGGCUGUCACAUCCAACUUUAUCGAGGUAAAGUUAUUUAGCUGCUCUAUUCUUGUAAUAUUUUUUGGGGUGGUUUUAAGAUGUGUAUUUUUUCAAAUUGCCUCUCAUGCUAGACUGGCUUGAUUACUUCAUGCAUAAGGUCUAUAUAGCUACCAACUAAUGUCAUUGCUAGAACUCAGUUGAUUGGUACUGCUCCUUCUAUUCCCUUGGUUUAUCUCUUACGUUAAAUAUUUUACUGUUCUUAUAUUUUUCAAA